Messenger RNA from Didymodactylos carnosus, 1557 nucleotides. Lineage: Eukaryota; Metazoa; Rotifera; Eurotatoria; Philodinida; Philodinidae. The record is from the annotation of a GenBank genome assembly.
AUGAUGCUUUGGCUUGGCUCCAUAAUUUCAAUGUUGAUGAAAAAAGUAUUGCUGACAAAUUUUAAAAAUGUGGCUGUCGGUGAGAAUGAAUGUUAUAAGGGAAAUCGAAUACCUUUUGAAGAAUUACUCGACCGUAAUGUAUCUACAUCCGAUCUUCACCGGUGGUCAAUACCACUUGAUAUAGCUGAUGCAUACGGAGCCUAUUCUGAAGGCAAAGAUUUGAUAGAUGUAUCUCAAAGGUUUAUUUGCAAUUGUUCAACAACGACAACAUUCGGCCGUUUCUGUGAAUAUGAAUGGAGUGAUACGAGCGAGACAAUAGUUGAAGAAACUAUUCAAUCUAUUGCUGAUGCAAAGAAUUCAACCUAUCCGGCAGAUCGACUUCUAUCUUGUUAUACAUUGAUCGAGACAGACACUAACACCAACAAUUUAUGUUUGGAUUACCGAGAUGUUUGUGAUGGUGAAUCGGAUUUACUAAAUGGUCAGGAUGAAACAUAUUGUCAUCUUGUUGAAAUGAAUGAAUGUGAAUCGGAUGAAUUUCGAUGUCGAAAUGAUAUGUGUAUUGAUCGUCAAUAUUUAUUUGAUGCUGAAGCUGAUUGUUUGGAUUUAACUGAUGAACAACGUCCGUUAGCCAAGGAUAAAUACAAAGAUUACGUUACAUGUUAUGAACGAGCAAGUAUUGAUUGUGACGAUCAUUGGUGCGGAAGAGAAGAAUUAUCAUGUGGUGAUGGACAAUGUUUACUAUGGAAUACACGAUUUUGGUAUCAUCCAGAUGGUGGCUGUCACAAUGGUUUUUCUUUCACAUACAAUUGUCCAAUUUCAGAACCUGUCCCAAAUUCCGACCGGAAAAAUCUGUUUGUUAUCACUGGAAAUAAUGGUCGAUGUACAAUGAAUAUAACUGAUGUAAUAGAAGAUGAUAAUUCAAAAUGUAUGCGUGCUGUUUUGUGUAGUGUCACACUUCAUCCAUCAUGUGAAUAUCUUCAAUUACUUUAUUCUACUCAUGAAGAUGCUCUUGUGCGUGUUCAAAAGGAAUGUCAAAAUCAAAAAAUAACAUAUGCAUUUGGUAUUCAGUUCUUUUCACCAUUCGUUCAAGCCUAUUACACGUUAGAACAAUAUAAUAUCAGUUAUCAAAUUACUUUUUGGAUACUUAUGAAAUUAAAACAACCGGCAUUAUUUUGUUUUGUAGGAACGAAACGUUGUGAAAAUGAUAUUGAAGUCACACAUAAUGGUUCUGUAUGUCUUUCGUACGAUGAUGUUUACGAGAAAAAUUAUCCAUAUCCUCCAUUCGAAUAUCUUUUCUGUUUAAAUGCUGGUAUGAAACCGUUGGCUAGCAUGUGCAACAAGUAUCCUAAGCAUUUCUUCCGAUAUCCAAAAACGGGUGAAUGUAUUUCAAAAUAUCGACUUUUCGAUGGAUUUUCUGAUUCUCUCUAUGGGACAGAUGAGCAGAAUUAUACAGCCAUUGUUCAUGUAUUGAUGCCGAAGCAUGCAAAAGAUCGAUAUUUAUGUGGAAAUGUAAGUUUGGUAACAAGUACUGUCAUGCGAUAUUUUCUUGGUAAGUAG